ACAUUUUGACGUGAGAAGCAAAAAUAAUCAAAUCAACGAAACGAAGAACAGUGAGAGAGAGGAAUAUGGAAGAAUCAGUGAAGAAAGGGACUGUGACUUCACUGGCAUCCCUGUUCCCAGUGGAGGAGGCGCAGAAGGCGGCGAAGCGCGUCGAAGACGCCAUUGCCGACAACCGCGGUGAGCUCGAUAGGGUACGAGGUUUCAUCGCCGACAACAACAACCUCGUCAACCUUGUCCACAAACUGCCUGAAGAACUCUCCCACGACAUCAUGGUUCCGUUUGGAAAAGCAGCGUUCUUCCCUGGUCGUUUGAUUCAUACCAACGAGUUCCUGGUUCUUUUGGGAGAAGGGUAUUAUGCAGAGAGAACUUCGAAGCAAACAGUUGAGAUUUUGCAGCGAAGAGGGAAGUCCAUGGAUUCGCAGGUUGAUUCGCUUGAGGCUAAUAUCAAGGACCUUGAAGCAGAGGCUUCGUUUUUCAAUGCCACAGCUUCUCAAGUAGCGGAGGGUCUCGUGGAGAUAAGGGAAGAUUAUGUGGAGGAAGACUCUAUUGAAGGGGAAUCCGAAUCAGGUAAACUGCAGCAAGAUGCUCCUCAUUUGGGAAAUGCUACACCUAAUGAUGGGGAAUAUGAACGUAUGCUGGCAAUAAUGGAUGAACUUGAGAAAGAAGAGCUUGCUGCAGAAAGUGGCAAUCAGAGUGAUGAAAAUGAUGAAAGUACUGGUGAUGAUGAUGAGAUGUCUUAUCAAGGACAUAUUGAUAACAAUCUCCAAAAUUCAAAAGAUUUUCGUCAAAGUGCACCACUGGGUCAGACUAAUGAUAAAAUUAAAAGAGCUGAGCUUCCAGAAAAGCAACAUCGUAAAGAAGAUAUAACCGAUCAGUUAAAUUUUGCUAGCCUGGGAGUGCAAUCUACGGUCAGAGAGAGGGAAAAACUUGUAGAAUCCAUUUAUCCUAUUGAAAAGAUUCCUUUUGGUUCUAAAGAAAAACCAGCUCAAUCAACUAUCACAUCAAAAACUGAGGAUCCACACCAAACUUCACAAAGAUCAUUUGACAGUCGCAAGGCUUUUCCUGGCUCUAUUAUAGAGCAUGCUGAGAAUAUAGAAAGAUCUUCAAGAGAACAAAGUUCUGCUUCAUCACAGGGUUCUGGUUCUCAAUCUUCAAAACCAGUUUCCAGAUUCAAAAUGCAAAGAAGAUAACUAGAAAGAGAAGGUUGGAAUUUUUGUAUUUGGCGAUCUAAUGGUGUAGCAUCCACGAUUGUAGGAUGUGCUGCUUGAGGUCAAAAGUAGAAAGAGUAAAAUGGGGAUAAAAUGAUUUGACUUUUGAGUAAUGAAAAAUAUAGGACCUGUUUGAUUCU
Messenger RNA from Vigna angularis (adzuki bean), 1348 nucleotides. RefSeq lists its product as uncharacterized. Gene Ontology annotation, biological process: negative regulation of transcription by RNA polymerase II; negative regulation of phosphatase activity. Gene Ontology annotation, molecular function: chromatin binding; transcription corepressor activity; phosphatase inhibitor activity. The record is from RefSeq and is a predicted model, not a curated record. The coding region runs from base 66 to 1190 and encodes 374 amino acids. The transcript is spliced from 11 exons. NCBI's taxonomy places the organism in Eukaryota, Viridiplantae, Streptophyta, Magnoliopsida, Fabales, Fabaceae.